This is a messenger RNA of Pieris macdunnoughi, 2274 nucleotides long. Lineage: Eukaryota; Metazoa; Arthropoda; Insecta; Lepidoptera; Pieridae. The record is from the annotation of a GenBank genome assembly.
AUGUAUACUUUGAUAGAAAUCCUUUUGGGCCUUGGAGUGCUUGGCACUCUGGUGACAGUCAUAUCUGCAUGUGUUUGUGGUUGCAGAAAUUCCAAUCAGAAAAGUGAGUUGGUUGGCACAGCGGGAGUGGUCAAAAUUCAUUUGGAUGAGGAGGCUCCAUCCCCAACGCCAACCACUCCAGCUUCUAUUAAGCGAGCCUCUACUCAAAAUAGUCAGCGAAGUUUACCAGAAAUACCACAUCCAGUUGGCAGACAUGAUAGUGGAGAUACGGCUUCAGAAAUUUAUGCAACAGUUAAUUUGGAUGAAGCGAACAAGGUCGCUGCAACGACGUCAAGAGAUCACCCAUACGAGCAUGCCUACGCCAAACUGCAAAAUGAAAGCCAUAAUAUAACUGUUGAAAUAACGACGGACGAAAGUUCCGAAGUCGAGAUUCAAAUAGAUGAGAGGGAAGCGACGCCGUCAGCUGCAGAAUCAGUGCCGAUUUCGGCAUCCGUGGCCAUAAGCGGCCAAUUGCCGUCGAGUCAGGAGCUGCCUUACAUUACACCGCCUUCGCCGAGACCGAUCCCCGAGCCCGCAGUUCACUUUAGUGGGGAUUCAACUGAUUCUGCCAAGGGCUACACAAGUAUAUCAGUACGGGAGCCACUGAGUAACAUUCGUGCUCAAACCAUCAAACCAUCUCAACCCCACUAUGCCACCGUAUCUGAUGAUUCUGACGAAAUGUACGCGGCAAUAGAAGAAGCGAGCGUCGGCGAAGGUUCGGACACGUACGCUCAGAUUCCGGACCCGCGAACACGAAGGACCACGACUCAAGCGAUUAUUCAACAACCACCCUCAGAUAACACACAUACACACGAAGUUACUGUUCAUGCAAGGAGAAGUGCACCACCUGAAGUCGGUGCCUCGACAUCUCAUAGUACACAUUCUCGACAAGCAUCAAUGUCGUCAUGUUCGAACUCCGCGGGUGCGUUAGGAUCUCCGAAGCCAGAGAAGCGUCAGGCAAACUCACCUUUACCUCCACCGCCGCAAGCGCACGAUCCCAAACAUCACCGGAUAAAUAGUGCCAGUGAUCUCCACUUCAAUCAUGAUAAACUCAGGCGAAGUCUUAACGAAAAGCACCAACGAAACAACAGCUGUGUCAGUUCCUCGGACUUCUACGGCUGCAACUAUCCCGUUGAAAAACACCGGUUUAGUUCCGGGGACUUGAUAAGACCCCUCGUCGCUAAAGAACUCAAUUUUGACAUUGAUCAAAAGGAACAAGCGGAUAAUCUGUACAAUUCCAUCGAAGGACCAAAUCUGAGCGACUACUCUUCCGCCGACGCUAAUACUAGUAUAAACUCGGAGCGGGCCACGGAAAGCCCUUCCAGAAACGUCGAAGAAAUGUACGCAAAGGUGAUAAAGAAAGCUAAAACGAAAGAAGAGACAAAAAAACUCAAAGACUCCAAUGAAGAGAAAUUGAAGUUUCGCGGGGACGAUCCCGGAUACGAGACUAUAGAUCGAAAACAAUCCGUUCACGGAUACGAAACGAUAUCAAGGAAACGGAAGAGCCAGAACCAAGAUCCCGGCUACGAAACGGUAAAAGAAAUGCACAUCGGACAAAACUUCACCAACAAUAACCUCAAACACUUGGAGUCCGACAGUGGACCGAAUAGCAUCAUCAGCAAUGACGCCGGCUACGAGCUGAUAGCCAAAACAGACAACAAUGCGUCGGACUCCGACCCGAACUACGAAGUUUUAAGGAAUAACCCACCGACCCCGCCAUACGCGACCAUAAGUUCCAAUUACAAAGUACAAGCGACGUAUUCCACAGUGAACAAACGAACGGGCAAAUACAGCAGUCUGCCAAACAAUAACGAACCGAGUGUCGAGCCUAACUACGAGUCCAUGACGAAUGACCCGAUAUACACGACUGGGAGCGAAUCGGACCCCAACUACGAGUCGGUGAGGCCUAAAGAGCCGAAUUACGAAAGCGUAAACGCCCAAGACCCGAAUUACGAGUCUCUCAGGGGAAAAGACCCAAAAUAUGAAUCGGUCCGGUCGAAAAACUCCAGACACGACUCGGUCCGGUCCAAAAACGAUCCUAACUACGAAAGUGUGAAAUAUUUUGAGCUUUCGAAGAAGGAGCCGCCUUACGAGAAGGUCGAUAUGGGUGAGAAUUCUGGCAUCGAAAGGUCCGAUUCCUCUGCGGGUUACGAGAGGAUAAAUAUAUCGAACAAUAGGGAACCGAAGAGUAUUAACAAUAGUGAUUGCACCGUGAGUGAUUACUUCCAAGUUUAA